ACGUAAAUGUCCAGUCAUGAAUCCCUGACUCCUUGUCUGUGUUCCUGUUAGCAGAGCAGCAAGGGGCAGAAAAGUCAGACAGACACAUCGGGUGUUUGCUCUGAGGCGCUGUCUUCACUGAGAAGAAUUUCCUCUCUGGCUCAAAUUCUACUUUGAACCUGGUUGCUUUGUUGUUUUUUUCCUCCCUCCCUACACUUGUUACUACGACGGAAAAGCAUCUGAUCUAUACCCAGUAAAAAACAGUCAUGGAAUGAGUGUGAUAAAAUAUAAGACACGUUUCUGACUUAUCCUUUCAGAAAAAUGUGUAGGAUACUACGAUAAACCAUUAGCGGAAAUGAAGUUAGGCUCUUACAUUUCUCAUAUUUUCUGAGUGCUACAUGCCAAGCACAGAGUUGGUUAGGAGAGGAUGUGGAAAUGGGCCAGAAUGGGCCUAUAGUUUUGCCCAAUCAGACCAAUGUGUUGUUAGAGGGCAGGACUGGUCAGUGGGAGUGUAUCAGAGAGAAAACCAUAUAAAAGACAUCGGGGGCUUCUGUGCUUUAAAUACCCAUCCUUCUGUUUGUCCAUCAGUCCAUCGGUUGGUCUCUCCGCUCUCUGUGCUGCUCAGUUUGUACCCGGUCUCCUGCAUCAUGCUGGUUCGAGCUCUCCUGCAGACGUCGCUGGUUCUCUGGUUGGCUCAGCAAACUCUGCAAGGCGGGGUUAAACCUCAGCCUGUGUCCUGGGGGAGAGUGAUGCCAGCCAGAGGUGUUGGCGUCGGAGUAAAACCUGGAGGCGCCCUUGCAGCACUGGGGGGCCAGUAUGGCAGCAAAGCAAUGAAGACUGGGGUUGGACAUUAUCCCGGGGCUCAUCUUGGAGUUGGGGGUUACAGAUCUCUUGGAUUAGGAGGUAGAGCAGGCCUGAAGCACGGUGGAUAUGGAAACCACCAGGGAGCCAAUGGUGCCAGCCUGGGCACAGGAAUGCCACUGGGGACUGGACUUACAAAUGGCCAGGGACUGGGCAUGGGCCAGGGAGGGAAACGUGCUUAUGGUGCUGGCGUUGGCACUCAUCCAGGAUAUGGGGCUGUAGCCGGAAACGGCUAUCCUGGACCCCGACCAGGAAUUGGACUUGGGUAUCCCACUGGACAGAGGGCUAAGGAACAAAAACCUGGUUAUAAUGGUGGAGCAGGGAACUAUCUGGGAGCAAGCCUGGGCCCUGGGGGCUAUGGAGCAGCUUUGGGACACGGAGCAUACCCAGCCGGUGCAGCUGGCAAACUUGGAGCUAAUGCUGCACUCGGACAGGGUGGGUACCCUCAAAGUGUCGCAGGGAAGUCAAAUGGCUAUGGUGAGGGAGCAACAGGAUACCUGGGUGCUGCAGCAGGCAAUGGCUACGGUUACGGGAAUGGUUACAGCGAUGGUUACGGAGCAGGGCUUGGUUACCCUGCAGACUUAACUGAUGGUGCUCGGAACAAAGCAGGGAGGAACGAAGGCGUCAAUCCAGGAGGAUACGCUGGACAGGUCCAGGGGGCAUAUGGAGCACCACUUGGUGCAGAGCUGGAAUCAAAUGGUGGCAAAUAUGGAGGAGGAGCUGCUCAGGUUCCCUAUGGUAAUGCUCCAGUGAUUCCUAGCGGCCCUGAAGGUGAGGGGGGCUACCCGUACUCCGCUCAACAGCUCAGCCUCAAUGCCGAAGGUGCCAAAAGUGCCAACAAAUAUGGAGCUGGUGCAGGAUAUGGACCUCAGCAAACAGGCUAUGGCGCACAGAUGGGAGCGACUCAAGAUGCCUUGGGAGAGCAGGCUGGCAAAUAUGGUGGAGUGAACGGUGCCCUUGGAAAUGGAUACAAAGGCUAAUUCAAAUGACCUGAACCUCUUCAAGUGGAUCAUUUCCAUAAUAUGUUCAUUGUAAUGUGUUUGAAAGUUUUUUGUGCGUUUCGCUCCAUUUUGUCCUGUUGUGUUGUCUGUUUGGUCUUUUGUUUUAUUUUUCUUAACCCUCAUUGUCUUUCUCUGUAAGUGGACAUUUGUUACCCAUGUCCUACUCUCGUCUCGUUGGUCCAAAACCUGUCAAUGCUAAAAAAUCAGUGGUGAACAUAAGCAGAUGAUGAGUGCAAGAAAAUUGUGUCUGUGUUUUAAAAUUAAUGUUAAAAUGAAUAUUUUACUGUUUUAACCCAAUAAA
Molecule: messenger RNA, 2142 nt
Organism: Xiphias gladius (swordfish)
Lineage: Eukaryota; Metazoa; Chordata; Actinopteri; Istiophoriformes; Xiphiidae
Product: glycine-rich cell wall structural protein 1
Exons: 24
Coding region: 378-1820 (480 amino acids)
Source: RefSeq, a predicted model, not a curated record